Molecule: messenger RNA, 639 nt
Organism: Capsaspora owczarzaki ATCC 30864
Lineage: Eukaryota; Filasterea; Ministeriida; Capsasporidae
Exons: 3
Coding region: 73-525 (150 amino acids)
Source: RefSeq, a predicted model, not a curated record
CGCAUUUAUGUGCUAAAUGCCGACGCCACAUUCCGGAUUGGUUACAAGAUUGUCAAGACGUUCUUGAGCAAGAUGGACCAGGACAGGUUUUGCAUUCUUUCGCGAAAAGAAGCCAAAUGGAAGGCCUUCCUGGUGUCUGAAUUUGGCAAGGAAAAUUUGCAGGUGGACCUUGGCGGAACGGAUCCGUACGUCCACGCACCUUCGUCUUCGUCUGCUGCUCAGGUUUCCACCUCAAGCGAUCGAGCUAUCGAAAGAACGCACUCCGUAGAUAGCACCGACACGCUACCUGCUGAACCUGCUGAGCCUACUGACGAAUCCGGGAUGACGCUCAACCCGAUCGCGCUACAACAGUAUGCCGUGCAGCGUCGUGCGUCGUUGCUGGACAACCUCGAGCACAACUUGAACGUUUCGCGCACCCGCACCGACUCGCUCAUCAAAACGAUGGAGUCGGAUUUGCAAUCAUUGCGCAAUUCGUUUGAAAAGGGGCGACCAUCCGCCCUCAAGAGUGUGCCAGAGGCCAGUUAAACAGUUUCUUGUUUUUUUCUUUUCUUCGUUUUUUUGUUUUUGUUGUUUUCGAUCUUUGAUCUUUGAGUCCCGAUUUGUUUUAGCUUUCUUUGAAUAAGUCUUUUUUUUCUUUUG